This is a messenger RNA of Papilio machaon (common yellow swallowtail), 1993 nucleotides long. It is a transcript of the gene Ucp4A, whose product is annotated as mitochondrial uncoupling protein 4. The record is from RefSeq and is a predicted model, not a curated record. NCBI's taxonomy places the organism in Eukaryota, Metazoa, Arthropoda, Insecta, Lepidoptera, Papilionidae. Bases 456 to 1406 code for a protein of 316 amino acids. Gene Ontology annotation, biological process: response to cold. The transcript has 7 exons.
CAUAAUUUGAUGUUACGCACAAGUAAAAUUGUGUCAAUUAAUGUCAUUUAUUCAAAUUAGCUGUUAUCCUACGUCAACAGUAUAUUUAAACUUUGUACUAAAAUGUUACCGCAAUUUCACUGCCGUGACCAAUGUUUUAAUGCAUGUUUUCAUCUCUUUCAUUCUGUUUCACAAAACAGAGACCACAAUAAGUAGGUAUUAUACAAGUGUCAUAUAUACAAGUAUCACGACAGUGGAGUUCUACGGUUACAUUGUUUGCAUUUGUUCAUGUCAGAGCGCUAUUUGAUGCACUUACUAUUUGAACUCGUACGUAAUAUUAACUGUUUAUAUAGCGAUUAAUGCCUUAUCAGUUCAGCUUCCGACAUCUGUAAGUGAGAUCGUUUUUUGGUAUCAACGUAACAACAAGGUGUUAUGGAAUACUACAAUAGCUAAGAAAGCUAUCAACCACUAGCAGCAUGGCGGUGCUUCGAAAUGUUGACAACCCGGCCAACAAGGCGACCGACUCCGUGGCCUUGCGAUACGCCGUCGCAGUGCUCGCCGCUUGGGCGGCUGAAUUAAUUACGUAUCCAUUUGAUUUGACAAAAACAAGACUGCAAAUUCAAUCGGAGGUUGCCACCGCGAAACAAGGCUUCAAGCUUGAAAAUAUCGGUAUGAUAGGCACGGCUUCUAAAAUAGUAAAGAACGAGGGAGUACUGAAACUGUGGAGUGGUCUGAUGCCGAUGCUGCAGCGGCACGCCAUCUACUCGGGCUGUCGGCUCAUCUUCUACGAGAGGUUCCGCAACGCACUCAAAGACGGUCAGGGCAACACCUCACUCGCCGCGCAGUCCCUCUGCGGAGCAUCCGCGGGCGCGCUGUCGCAGCUGAUCGCGUCGCCCACCGACCUGGUGAAGGUGCAGAUGCAGGCGGAGGGCCGCCGUCUGUUGCAAGGCAAGCGGCCACGCUUUGCCAACUGCCGGCAGGCCUACUCCAUACUGUACUCCGAGAGCGGCAUCAGGGGCUUCUGGAGAGGCGCUAUCCCGAACGCGCAGCGAGCAGCGCUGGUAAACCUCGGUGACCUGGCGGCGUACGACUCGUGCAAGCGGCUGUUGGUGCGCGACAUGGGCAUGACAGACUCACCGCUGGUGCACACACUGGCUGCCUUCGCAGCCGGCUUCGUCGCCGCGGUCAUGGGUACGCCCGCAGACGUCAUGAAAACGCGCCUCAUGAACCAGCCGGUGGGACCUGACGGCAGAGGAUUACUAUAUCGCGGUCUGGUUGACUGUGUCCGGCAAUCUGUGAAGAAUGAGGGCGUCUUAACAUUAUACAAAGGAUUCUUACCGACGUGGGUAAGAAUGGGUCCGUGGGCGUUAGUCAACUGGGUUGCCUUUGAAAAUAUUAUGCUCGCUGUUGGGGGUAAGCCUUUCUGAAAUGUAACGAACAAGUAGUAACUAAGAAUAUUUAAAAAGUAAACAGCGCAUAAAGUUUUCAUUACACUUCAAGUAUUAUUUUUUCUUAACACGUUCACUGCCACUGACGAGUUUCAUAAUAAAAAAUUAUAGUGACAUUUAACGUGUUAGGAUUUAUUAUAGAUACUUCUCCAUACUCGUUUGUUAAAGGUAUCUAUUAAAUUGGAAUCGGCUUUGUAUGUGAUCAACACACAUAAAAUGUGUACGGGUCGUUUCAAUUCAAAAUAUGAUAAUACCUAACAGGAAACAGUUUUUUUUUUUUUUUCAGUUAUUCAUAAGGUACUUAUGUAUGUACUUACUGUUAACAUUUGCCCACUUUGCAACUAAUAAACGGUAUUGUGACAGAUUUAACACACCUGUCAUUUCGUAUAACGGGAGUAGGUAAAAAAUAGAAUGCCAUAUAUUUGAAAAGUACUACUCCCUUAAUUAAACUGUAGAUUUCAAAACAAUUAUUUUUUAACUUUUAUUGGUCUUGGGAGUUUUGUGAGCAAUACUUGAAUAAGUAUUUUAGAAUAAAGGCUUACGAAAUAAUUUUUAGCAUAGUCUGU